Molecule: messenger RNA, 386 nt
Organism: Betta splendens (Siamese fighting fish)
Lineage: Eukaryota; Metazoa; Chordata; Actinopteri; Anabantiformes; Osphronemidae
Product: cellular tumor antigen p53-like
Exons: 5
Biological process (GO): apoptotic process; protein tetramerization; regulation of transcription by RNA polymerase II
Cellular component (GO): nucleus
Molecular function (GO): DNA-binding transcription factor activity, RNA polymerase II-specific; RNA polymerase II cis-regulatory region sequence-specific DNA binding
Source: RefSeq, a predicted model, not a curated record
CUGGGCUCAGAGAUCACCACAAUCCUUUUCAACUUCAUGUGCAACAGCUCCUGCAUGGGAGGCAUGAACCGCAGACCCAUCCUCACCAUCCUGACCCUUGAGACUUCAGACGGACAACUUUUGGGCCGAAGAUGCUUCGAGGUGCGUGUCCUGCGCGUGUCCGGCAGGGAUCGUAAAACAGAGGAGGCAAAUAGUGCCAAACUUCAGACAGGGGCCAAACAAGUGAAGAAAAGAAAAAGUGCCCCAGCAACAGAUCCUGAUAUGUGCAAAAGGAAGUCUGGCUCAAGCACAGACGAGGAGGAAGUACUUAUGUUGCCAGUUAAAGGCCGUGAGCGCUAUAACAUGUUAAAAAAGAUAAUGAUGCAUUAGAACUGGCUGAAAAAGAG